This is a messenger RNA of Cephus cinctus (wheat stem sawfly), 3875 nucleotides long. Its product is annotated as histone lysine demethylase PHF8. Gene Ontology annotation, molecular function: transcription coregulator activity; histone demethylase activity. The transcript has 12 exons. NCBI's taxonomy places the organism in Eukaryota, Metazoa, Arthropoda, Insecta, Hymenoptera, Cephidae. Gene Ontology annotation, biological process: regulation of transcription by RNA polymerase II; protein demethylation. The coding region runs from base 574 to 3645 and encodes 1023 amino acids. The record is from RefSeq and is a predicted model, not a curated record.
CAGCAUCAAGAGCGCUCAGCGUCGGCAGCAGCGUCGGCAUUGCAGUGUGUCGUCGUGGUGUCUGACGAACGUCGUUUAUAUGACAGCUACGUUUUAUAAAGUUCGCAGGUAUUGGACAGUCGAUUAUAGAUCGAAGCAAAGUAUUGUAAUGACUGAUAGUAACAUCGACGUAAUUUAAUUGAAAGUGAGUAAGGCAAACUGAGAAUCAAAAAACAAUGGGAAUUUAGCGCGAGUAAGGGCAGGGGAAUGGAUGGCGGCGAAGAAAGAGAGAAGGAAAGAAAGGGAGAGAGAGCGAGACCGAAAGCGACGGUCGUCGGCAAGCAGCGGCCAGUUUUCUUGGAUUCUCGUGAACUUUCUUGGACAGUUACAAAAGUGGCCAAGGCGUGUUAACCAGUUAAGCCGAAUUAGACAUACGGUUGUCUUUAAUUCGACUCGUUGAAUGUAUUUACGAGUUGAAAGCAAUUAAACUCAGUAAAACGUCGAGUGUCGAACCCAGGACGCUCCCUGACGCUCAGAGACGCUCCACGCCUUCGUGCAUACGCCAAUGCGAGCCCUCGUCGCCACUGCUAGAAAAUGGAGUUACCAGCAACGUAUUGUUUGUGCGGGAAUUCUUUCGACUCCGACCAAUUUAUGAUUCAGUGUGAUAUUUGCAAAGAGUGGUAUCAUGGUGGGUGUGUGGCUGUCAAAGAUUACAUGUCAAUGGAUUUGGACAAGUAUCACUGUCCACGUUGUGAGACAACAUGUGGACCUUCCCUCUUGAAAAUACGAAUGAACUGGCAUCGACAUGAUUACUUGGAGGGAAACGCAGACUCCAAGCCUGUACAAACUGGUACUCCUCUAUUUAUAAAAGAACUAAAAUCACGUCACUUUCCUAAAGCAGAUGAAGUGGUUAGACAUGUGAGAGGCCAACAACUGACGUUACAAUAUCUACAGAGCAAUGGAUUUGAAGCUCCGAUUGUUAUCGAUGGCAAAGAUGGACUUGACAUGACUGUGCCACCGCCAAAUUUUAGUGUUUACGAUGUAGAGAGUUACAUUGGCGGAGAUCGGGAAAUGGAUGUUAUUGACGUAACAAGGCAAAGUAAUGUACGAAUGAAACUGAGAGAUUUCGUCGAAUACUACAAUGAUCCUUGUCGAACGAGGGUUUUCAAUGUGAUAAGCCUUGAAUUUUCAAACACCAGUCUCUCCUCGAUGGUCGAAGCGCCGUACAUUGCACGCAAGCUUGACUGGGCAAAUUCUGUUUGGCCGCGCGAUUGGCCCGAAGACAGUGAAUUGAAACGGCCAGAGGUGCAAAAAUACUGCCUGAUGGGAGUCAAAGAUAGUUUCACUGAUUUUCACAUUGACUUUGGUGGCACAUCCGUCUGGUAUCACGUUUUGCGGGGAGAGAAAGUUUUUUACCUAGUUAAGCCAUCGACAGCGAAUUUACAAUUGUACCAACAUUGGAUGUGUAGUUCGACUCAGAGCGAAACUUUUUUCGGAGAUCAGGCUGACGCAUGUUACAGAUGUGUUAUUAAGCAGGGGCAAACAAUGAUGAUACCAACCGGAUGGAUUCACGCAGUUUUAACGCCAACGGACUCCUUGGUCUUUGGCGGUAAUUUUGUUCACAGUCUCAACAUUCCUAUGCAAAUACAAGUUUACGAGCUGGAGAGAAAAAUGAAGACUCCUACAAAAUUUCAAUACCCAGGGUUUGAGACCAUAAAUUGGUUCGCAGGAAAGAAACUACUCAAAGACCUUAAGGAGUUGAAUAAUGAUGAGAAAAAGUGUCCAGCAUAUUUUCUACAAGGAGUUAAAGCUCUACUGGGAAUCCUUAAGCAGUGGAAUACUGAUAAAGACUACAAUAUGGUUAGUCGUAGCCAAAUUCCAGAGACAAUUAACAGUCCAAAGUUGCUGAAGGAUCUGAGUAAAGAAAUUCGUCACGCGGAACGGUACCUGAUAUCACUGAAUCCUCCGAAACCAGAACGCGAAAGUAAGCGAAAGAAGAAAAAACCGUUAAAUAAGGAUUUCAUUGAUUACGACGUAGCCGAUCGCAUGGCCGCAAAUCCAUUUAAAGCAACAUUGAAAGAAACGAAUAAAAUGCAAGAAGCCUCCAUGUCAACCGAACUUUUGCCGGAUACAAGACCGCCGUUGAAAUUAACAUUACCCAAAUAUGCGGGCUAUUCCUAUGCCAGUACGAAUUUACCACCAGACGAAACUAGUGCCUCUGCGGCAGUCACCAGCGCUACCAGCAAUUCGAUAAACAAUAAUAUCUCCAGUAGUAACAACAGUAACAGCAGUAGCAGUAACAGCAGUAAUAGUGCUGGCGGCGUCGGCGGCGGUACUAGCGGCGGUAAUGGCAGAAAGGUUAAAUGUGUCGGUUUUUCGCAACAAAACAAACGAGCAUCUAAACCGGGUAAGCAAAGUCCCACCGUCAUUCGAUUUAAGCUCGGCGACAAUGAAGUCGUAAGAAGCACUCACGACAAUAUAAAUAAUUAUGGAACAUUCACAAUGGAUCACUCGGUCGAAACGCUAAGAGAAUUAACGUGGAAACAAAGCUCCGUGUAUGACUUUCACGACGGCAGUAACGAGAGUGAUUAUGGGGUUUUUACCAUAGACGAAGCGCCGAAGCGCAAAAAAUCCUCAAGGUCCAGCAGCCAGAAAAGGUGUAGACGCAAUUACCAACCUGCUGCGGGUUCAACCGACGACGCCGAUGUUCAGAGCGAGAUACCAAAAAACGGUAUCGAGGAAUUACUUAAAGCUUCCGCGUACACGUUAUCUUCGGCGACUGUUGCCAAUCAAAGACUCGAUGCCACUACUCGCUCGUCUGCGAUAUUGUCAACGAUGUCACAAUUUGGUCAACCAGUCCCACCGCCAACGGGUAUUUAUAAAUUGAAAACGGCCAGUUCUGGCAGGGCUUCUCCAUCGACUCGGGAAGCCAUCGCUGGGAUGCUGUCGUUCAGCGAGCAGUGCUAUUCGACGACGUCAGCCAGUCCCGUCAAGUUAAAAAAAUUCGAAAAGGAGGACAAGAAGCUCCAGGACAACAACGACGACGACGACGACGACCACCUUAUUGAGAACAUCGAUAAGGUUCAUCAGGAUGAUGAUUUCAUAUAUCCAGCAUUGGAUGCGUCGGACGACGAAGAAUAUAUUUUCAAACCUCGCGGAAAGAGACGAAUCGACGAGGCCUGGAAUCCCCGAGCCAGGGUCGGUCCUCUCUUGCCUAAGACUAAUCGACCGGCGCGAGAAGGAGUGAAAAAGACGUCCGUGGAGAAGGGUCUUGAGGCUGCAGCGGCGAAACGAGCAAAACAGCCGCAAACAUCGACAAAACGGACAUACAAUAAGCGAAGACAAAAGGGUUCGGUAAUGAGAUCAGAGGCUCCUCCGAUCCCCGCAGACGGGGGCAAUAUCAAGAUGAAAGCAACGUCUGACGGCAUAAUGAACAUGGGUCUCGGCCUUGGUCUUGAACUUGACGUUGGCGCUAAUCUUCCCACGGACGGUGUCGGUAUAGACAUUGGUGGAUACGGCUCGAUAUUAACGAGUCCUAACAGACUGAAAGACGUCAAGGCAAAACUCGCAGCACCCGUCCCAGUUGAGCGGAAACCAAAAAAGGGUAUGAAAACGGCAAAACAACGCUUGGGAAAAAUCUUGAAGCUUCAUAAAAUGAUGCAUUAAUAGAACGCUUUAAUUCAACUAAGAAACUAGCUUUAACUUUGUCGGAUCAAAAAAUCAUCCCACUCUCAUUUGUGUAUAAAAAAAGAAGCUAUGUAAUAGGUGUAUAUUGUUGUGUAAAUAUAUAAAAGAUGAAUCUUUUAUAAACGAUGAAAAACAAGCUGGUGAAAAGCAAAGUAAUAUUGUGAGCGAAAAUAAAAGAAAAGAAGGUGGAGGCAAUGAAAAUAAAUACG